Molecule: messenger RNA, 690 nt
Organism: Yarrowia lipolytica CLIB122
Lineage: Eukaryota; Fungi; Ascomycota; Dipodascomycetes; Dipodascales
Biological process (GO): superoxide metabolic process
Cellular component (GO): mitochondrion
Molecular function (GO): superoxide dismutase activity; metal ion binding
Source: RefSeq, a predicted model, not a curated record
AUGCUCGCCCGAAACACUCUUCGACAGACCAUUCGAAAGGCCCAGCCCAUGGCCGGCCGAACCCUGACCACCGCCGUUCUGCCCAAGCUGGACUACGACUUUGGCGCCCUGGAGCCCUUUGUGGCCGGCCAGAUCAACGAGAUCCACUACACCAAGCACCACCAGACCUACGUCAACUCGUUCAACGCCGCCUCCGAGCAGCUGGCCUCCGCCGAGAAGGACGGAGACCUCAAGAAGAUUGUCGAGCUGCAGAACCUGAUCAACUUCCACGGCGGAGGACACAUCAACCACUCUCUGUGGUGGAAGAACCUGGCUCCCAAGGGCCAGGGUGGAGGCGAGCUGCCUUCUCCCGACUCGCCUCUCGGCAAGGCCAUCAAGGAGCAGUGGGGAGACGCCAACAAGCUGAUCGAAACCACCAACGCUGCUCUCGCCGGUGUCCAGGGCUCCGGAUGGGCCUGGAUCGUCAAGAACAAGCUCACCGGUGACAUCGAGGUCAUCACCAAGCAGAACCAGGACCCCGUGGCCGGCAACCACAUCCCUCUCGUCGGUAUCGACGCCUGGGAGCACGCCUACUACCUCCAGUACAAGAACGUCAAGGCUGACUACUUCAAGGCCAUCUGGAACGUCAUCAACUGGCAGGAGGCUGAGAAGCGAUUCCUCGGUGAGGCCAAGUUUGUCAACGGCCAGUAA